AUGCCACCAAUUCGCAAUAAAAACGAAAAGAAUUUAGCAGAGCAAGAGGGGCGGAUCUUGUUAGCUAUUUCCGACUUAAAAAAUGGAAAAAUCUCAAGUGUGUAUCAAGCUGCAAUCAUUUACAAUAUUCCUCGGACGACGCUAUAUGACAGGUUAAACGGAAUUCAACAAAGAUCUAUAAUACGUGCCAAUGGACAUAAAUUGUCUCAAUUUGAAGAGGAAUCACUUGUCAAAUGGGUACUCGAUCUAGACAAACGUGGAUUACCCCCUCGGCACUCUCUUGUACGAGAGAUGGCUAAUUACCUUCUUUCACAACGUGGAAAUCAACAGGUUGGAGAGAAAUGGGUCUAUAAUCUCAUUCAACGUCGCCCAGAGAUUGAAUCAAAAUUUUCACGGAAAUAUAACUACGAGCGUGCUAAAUGCGAAGAUCCGAAGUUAAUCCAAGAAUAUUUUGAUCGCGUACGAGAGGUUAUAUCAAAGUACGGAAUCUUACUAGAAGAUAUCUGCAAUUUUGAUGAGACUGGCUUUGCUAUGGGACUCUGUGCAACCGCAAAGGUUAUUACUGGAAGCGAUCGAUAUGCUCGGCCAAAGCUAUUACAGCCUGGAAAUCGAGAAUGGGUGACUGCAAUUGAGGUAAUUAAUUCAACUGGAUGGGCCCUGCCUUCAUAUAUCAUUUUCAAGGCAAAGAAAUAUACUUGGUUAGGCUGGUUUGAGGAUCUUCCUGAUGACUGGAGAAUCAAUAUCAGUGAUAAUGGAUGGACUACAGAUAAGAUUGGGUUAGAAUGGCUUAAAACCCAUUUUAUUCCUCUUACUAAUGGCCGUGCAAUGGGAAAUUAUCGCAUGUUAAUUCUUGAUGGCCAUGGAAGUCAUUUGACUGCUGAAUUUGACCGUACAUGCACUGAGAAUAAUAUUAUUCCACCUCUUGAUGUUGGCUGUUUUGCUGUUUUAAAGCGACAUUAUGGACAGCUUGUUGAGCAGCAAAUGAGGCUUGGAUUUAAUCAUAUUGAUAAACUUGACUUUCUUACUGCAUUCCCAAAGGCUCGUACGAUGGCAUAUAAAGCCCAAACUGUUCGGAAUAGCUUUACAGUAACUGGAUUAGUACCAUUCAAUCCAGAUUGA
Molecule: messenger RNA, 1119 nt
Organism: Talaromyces stipitatus ATCC 10500
Lineage: Eukaryota; Fungi; Ascomycota; Eurotiomycetes; Eurotiales; Trichocomaceae
Exons: 2
Coding region: 1-1119 (372 amino acids)
Cellular component (GO): nucleus
Molecular function (GO): DNA binding
Source: RefSeq, a predicted model, not a curated record